This is a messenger RNA of Drosophila miranda, 827 nucleotides long. RefSeq lists its product as uncharacterized. The coding region runs from base 98 to 406 and encodes 102 amino acids. NCBI's taxonomy places the organism in Eukaryota, Metazoa, Arthropoda, Insecta, Diptera, Drosophilidae. The transcript is spliced from 2 exons. The record is from RefSeq and is a predicted model, not a curated record.
UUCGAUUCCUUUUUCUGUCAAUCUAAAUCCGAGAGAGAGAGAAACAACUCAGCUGCCUCACAGCUGUAUAUUUGUAGUAUUUCCUGAGGCGAAAAUCAUGGACGUGAAUGCAUUUGAGAUCCUCGCUAGCAUCCCCGACGAUCCAGACACGGGAAGGUUUUUCGCUCAAUCGAGGUAUCUGAAGCUGGAGAUACCACCCAAAGCCGACGGCUGUCGCCGGUUCCUGCACGGCGUGGCCGUCAAGGAGACAUUCACCGGCGAUGUGGUGAUGGAGGACUGUGUCGAGAUGACCACCAGCAGUGUGCUCCGCUACUGUGGCAUCGUUAAGGUGUCUCGGGCAUCCAUUCUCAAAUAUAUAUACCCCAAAGAUUUCUUUGUAUCAAAAUACAACACCAAAGAACCCUAGAAAUAAUUCCUCAUGCUUGGCUCCCCAAUGACAGACGUGAAAUUCGAUUGAAAUAAACCAUUAAAAUAAACCCUCAAAAUGAAAUAAAAAAAAAUAAGAGUCACUCAGCAAAUGCUAAUCGACCGGCAAGCAAAAAAACUAUCAAUGGCCGAAGCUUUAGAUACACUUGCAGACUUAAUUGAGUUACUGGCAGACAGAUUCGAUGCUCGACCGAUGGCUCCCACAUAUGAUUAAGUGAACGCUUAAGUGACGGGGGUUCCCCGUCUUACACGAUGGCCAUCAGAUAUGCUCCCCGCUCUCUGUGGCAAACACGGCUGAACGAACAUCGAACGAUCGAACCUUUGCAAGGGUAUAAAAACUAUCAACGACAAACAUCAAAUGGGAAUGUGAAACACAUAAACCUCGACCUUGACUUUCAUAC